This is a messenger RNA of Alosa alosa (allis shad), 883 nucleotides long. Its product is annotated as protein CutA homolog. Gene Ontology annotation, biological process: response to metal ion. The transcript has 7 exons. The record is from RefSeq and is a predicted model, not a curated record. Gene Ontology annotation, molecular function: copper ion binding. NCBI's taxonomy places the organism in Eukaryota, Metazoa, Chordata, Actinopteri, Clupeiformes, Clupeidae. The coding region runs from base 209 to 670 and encodes 153 amino acids.
UAUGAAUACGUUUACUUCAUGACCGAUAAAUACCAAUAAUGGAGCAAUAAUGGACAAAUGUAUCAGUUUUACAGUGAAAUGCAACCAAUGUUUGUAAAUUGUCAUAUAUUUGUGUUCUUCUAGCAGCGCUGUGAUUUACGGCAUCCGCUGUUAUCAAUCUGAAGCUGUGCGUUUUGAACUGAUAUAACCUGAACGUUGCUGUCAGGCAAUGCGCUUUGGACUUCUUGACAGUCAGCAAGGUGGAACUCUGAAAACCGUCGUUGUGACUGUGUUGGUCAGUGGGUUGAUGCUCCCUCUGCUGAGGACUGUGGGAUUGCGGGCGUUCUCCAUGGCUUCAGAAACCUACACCUCAGGCACUCACUCCGCAGCCUUCGUGACGUGUCCCAAUGACACAGUAGCCAAAGAGCUGGCCCGUGGCAUUGUGGAAAAGAAGUUAGCUGCCUGUGUCAACAUAGUGCCUAAAAUCACAUCAAUAUAUGAAUGGCAGGGGAAGAUUGAGGAAGACAGUGAAGUAUUGAUGAUGAUUAAGACGAGGAGCUCCAAAGUUUCAGAACUAGCAGAGUAUGUCAGGUCAAACCACCCCUAUGAAGUGGCCGAAGUCAUCAGCCUGCCCAUUGACCAGGGAAACCCUCCUUACCUGAAGUGGAUUGGUGACGUCGUGCCUGAAUGAGGAGCCUCUCUCAACAAGUACUCUAAAAAAAGCCACCUACAGUGUUGAAAAGUUAACUCAUUUGACACACAUGGAAAUGAUACCCCUACAUAUAUUCCUUUUAUUUGAUAAAGACUGAAAUCAUUGUAACUGCUCCUUAUUUUAAUCAGAUCUGCAGAUGGGUUCCCCUCAUGCAAAUCUGGAUUAUAGGCAAUAAACCACCAUGAACUUGUA